Molecule: messenger RNA, 2633 nt
Organism: Sardina pilchardus (European sardine)
Lineage: Eukaryota; Metazoa; Chordata; Actinopteri; Clupeiformes; Clupeidae
Gene: nherf4a
Product: NHERF family PDZ scaffold protein 4a
Exons: 11
Coding region: 151-1677 (508 amino acids)
Biological process (GO): protein localization to plasma membrane
Cellular component (GO): apical plasma membrane
Molecular function (GO): protein binding; protein-membrane adaptor activity
Source: RefSeq, a predicted model, not a curated record
GCUGUGUACCUUGCACUUUCACAUCAACACAAACCAAGACAGGUGGAAUUCUGGUCGGGACAUUGCAAUAGAAACUCACAUGAAAUAUUUAUUUAUUGAUUCAUACAGUGCUUUUGUAGGGCUAGAGACCCAGAAUAGCAAAACGUCAACAUGAGAUACAUAACAGAACUAGAGAAAAGCCAUGACAUUCCUCUGAAAUUUACUUUUAACCCAAAACUUGGAAUCGAUAACCCAGCCUUGGUCAUUUCAGAUGACACAGAGACAGACGUGCCCCUCCAGCUGUGCAGGCUGAAAAGGGAGAAGGGCCAGGGCUUCGGCCUCCACCUGCAGCGGCGGGAUGACGUCCAGGGUCACCGCAUCGGACUGGUGGAGCCUUGGAGCGCGGCCUCGCAGAGCGGGCUCAGGGAAGGGCAUCAUGUGGUGGAGGUCAACGGAGAGUUUGUGCACACCAAGGCACAUGCCCAGGUGGUUCGACAGAUCCAGGAGUCAGGGCUGCUGCUCUAUCUGCUUGUGGUGAACAGUGAAGACUAUGAGAGGGCUGUGUCCAAAAAUCUGGACCUGAAAUCUCUCGUCAGUGCUCAUCAUGGCGGCCUCUCUGCCCAACCUAGGCUUUGCCACAUUAUCAGAGAACCAGACCAUGACAUGGGUCUUACCAUAACACCCAUUGAAGGCAUGAAGAGUAGUUACCGUGUGAGUGUGGUGGCUGAGGGGCCUGCUGAGAGAGCAGGAGUCUGCACUGGGGAUCGUCUGGUGUGGAUCAAUGGGAGCCUGGUCUCCACCCUCACACAUUCAGCAGUCUCCAAGAUAGUCAAGAAAUGUGGGGAUCAUUUAACAGUUCUGGUGAUUGACGCACAAAGUGAGCAGCACUUCCGCCAGCGGAACAUACCCAUAUUGCCCACUAUGGCCGGUUCCCACAAUCUACCGCACAGGCCCAAAACAAUGCAUCUUGCCCAGGGCCCGCAUGGCUAUGGCUUUCUACUGCGACAAGAGAAACUGCCAACAAGACAACUUGCUCAUUUGCUGCGUGAAGUGGACCCUGACAGUCCAGCAGAAAAGGCAGGCAUGAAGGAUGGGGACCUGCUGCUGGCGGUGAACAGCGAGCCAAUCGAGGCGGCCGAGCACGAGGACAUAGUCAGCUUAGUGCGACAGAGCGGCCGACAGGUCACGCUCACCUGUAUCUCGCUCACUGGGAGAGCGUUUUACGAGAAGAUAGCACUGUCUCCCCUCCUCUUCUAUGAGGAAGAUAUUGUGGACAGAAGUGAAGAAAACAGACAGGACUACGUUACUCGGGGAGGCCAGCCCCUGAAGAGUGACCGUUCAGUGCCACCCUGCCCUCGGCUCUGUGUUCUGAACAAAGAAGCUUCGGGCUUCGGCUUCAGUUUAGGAUGUGUCGAAAAUGAACCAGGGACGUUCAUCAGCCAGGUGACUGCGGGCAGUGGAGCUGAGAGAGCUGGACUCUUUGAGGGCGAUGUGGUGGUCGAAGUGAAUGGACAGAUGGUGGAGAGGGAACAUCUGAAGGAAGUGGUGAGGAUCAUAAUGUGUGGUGGAUCGUCCGUCAGGAUGCUGGUCAUGGACAAGUCUGGAUAUAAGAAUGUGAGACAGAGUGGUCUCCCUUACACUGCUAUGGUCCCUUGCAACAAGAAGGUUUCAGAACCAAUGCACAACUCUUUCGUGUAAGAAGAUGAUAAAGCCUUGGCCAUUGCAAUAUGUGAACAGUACCUAAAAAAAAAAAAUCGUUUGGUAGGCCUAUAUCAUUUCAUGUGUAUUAAUGUAGCUUGUGUCCUCCAGUUCCAUGUUGUGUAAAACAUUCAAUGAAAUGUGUGCACUUUUCUAAAGAAAAAUGUAGAAUGCCAGCGUUAUAAUUAAUUUAUUUUUUAUGCAGUUUUAUCAGCUGCCACUUGCACUUUGCUAUGGCAUAAAGGUUAAGGGCCUAACAUAUUUGAUAAUGACCACAGAUCAAACCACCAUUCACAGCAGAACUGUGGGUAGAUUCGCUCCCGUUUGGUUUCUUGGAAUUACAUUUUAACAGUAAACAGGAAGUGAUUAUAGUAUCAAAAAAGCCCAACCAAAUAAAUGUAACAACAGGAGCUGAGAAGUAAUGGCAAAAAUCACAUAGUACAUUCCUCCCAUUUACUCAGCAAAGUUGCUAAAAACACAACAUGACAAGAACAUGACAGGACUGUAUACACUGAGGUUGAAGGAUUACAAUGUUCACUAUGAUGGUUUUCUCAUCUGGAUUUUGAAAGAACCUAGAGGAAAUGUAUAUAAUGUAUAAAACUAUGAGACAGGGGUACAAAGGUUAAGAUUAAGAUGAAUGGAGUCAUAUUAUUAUAUUGCAGGUUAUGUGAGUAGACGUAAUGAUGAUUAAGCAAGCAACUAUUCACACUUCUACAAAUUAUGUUGCAUAAUGUUUUGUAGAAACAAACAUAGAGCAUUAAGAGUCUGUAAUGAGUUGCUAUAAACUAGUAGACCACACUUUCACUGCCCUGAUAAUGCACUGUGAUCCUGCUUUUUUAUGUUACACACAGCAUGUCAGAGAUGCGUACAAUGGGCAAACACUGUGGCCCCACAGGAAUUAUUCGAACUGUAUGUACAUAUAAUAUAUUGUUUGAUGAAAUAUGGUGUGAAUAAAU